AAGGCGGCAUUGUUGGCCGCGUCCAUCACUCCUCGUCCCCGGCUGACAUAAUGAAUGCGCUUGGACACACCUUCCAGCCCGGCGAAGAGGCGCCGCGUCUCCACGGACAGCCUCACCGAGCCCUCCGCUCCGCUCCCCACAGCCCUCGGGGAGGCGCCCCGCCAGCCCGCCCGGCCCCAUAGCCCGGCGCCCCGUCCCAGCCCAGUGAGGGGCCGCGGCGGCCGGGCCGGGCUGGGCAGGGCGAGGAGGGUAGAAACUCUCGCUAUGCUGCCCAGCGCCCUUUACUGGGACCUGGUGGGCUCCUCGGCUCUCCUCAACCUGCCGGCGGCGCCGGGCUUCGGCAACCUGGGCAAAAGUUUCCUCAUCGAGAACUUGCUGCGGGCCGGGGCUCCGAGCCCUGCCCAGCUCCGUCCCCUCCCCGCCAACCCCGUGCCCCUCAAGCUGUGCCCCGCGGCGGAACAAAUCAGCCCCUCAGGGGGUCCCUUCCCGGCAAGAUGGGCUUUCCAAGUGCUUAACCCCUCGGCGGCGGACGGCGGCCGCCCGCCAGCGCGGGCCGCGGCGGCGGAGAGAGGCGGCAUCUUCCCGCCGGCAGCCACAGCUCUUUCCAAACACUUUUUUCUCCGAGCCCCGCCAUUCUACUCAGCAUGCUGCGGUGGGUCCUGUCAGCACCCUGCAUCCCCCACUGCUUUUCCAAGGGAGGAAAGUGUGCUGCCUCUUCUGACCCAGGAGUCUAGCUCCAAAUCCCGGAGAGGCAUAUUAAGAAGAGCUGUCUUUUCUGAAGACCAGAGGAAAGCUUUGGAGAAAAUGUUCCAGAAGCAGAAGUAUAUUAGUAAAACAGACAGGAAGAAACUGGCCCUUAACCUGGGUCUAAAGGAGUCUCAGGUGAAAAUCUGGUUUCAGAAUCGGAGGAUGAAAUGGCGAAACUCCAAAGAAAAAGAAGUGCUUUCUAACAGGUGCCUCCAAGAAGAAGGUCUUCAGGAGAACUACCUCUCACGAUCCACCAUGAAUUUUACCUCCCCAUGCCCAUCUGUGUGGGAAAUGUCUGAAGAGCGGGCAAGUCCAAGGUGGAGGGAGAAUUCUCCAGGAAAUCCUGAAAGACUGAAUACUACACAACCACCUCCAAGAGCAAAUUCAUUGCAGAGCCCACUCUAUUUGUAUCCUGACCAAGACACGGCAAACAAGGCAUCAUCAAGUUCUUGUACUGACCUUAAAGGUAAAAUAGGAAAUGAUGUUGAAAUCCCAGAACCAACUCAGAUUCUGCAAGAAACAUUUGGUGGGGAGGAGAACAGACAGAUUGUGUACACAUGGGGAUGAAUUUGAUGUUGAAAUCCUGCCCUGUUUGACCAGCUCCUGCCUGAAGAACCGGCUCGGGCUGUGCUGCUGACACAGAGAUCUCACUGCCCAGCCCAGCAGCCUCAGGAACAGAAGAGACUUUUCUCAUCCCACCUAUUGAAGAUCCUCCAUAUGCGUCUGAAUGUGGAUCGUGAAAGUAUGUUCUUAAAGUCAGGCAGAGGACCUUCCCUGAUACCUAAGAAGAGGCUGCUGAUUUCCUUCUAAGCUCUUGGACUUUUGAAAUGUAUCACAAUGCAGAUUUUUUCAGUCUCUAUCAGGCACAGCCACAGUCAUGUUUUACUGCAUGUGAAUAACUGUGAGCCUGUGUACAUGAAAGGCUAGCUAGCUCCUCCAUGGACCUCAUAUAACAUUGUUAAAAGCUGGAUUUGAUGACCACAGGUAUGUUAGCACUUAAACUUGUACUUAUUUACAGUAUAAAAUGGUUUUCUGAAAGUUACCUUGUUUUUAUCGAUCCUUUGCCAAACAGGAAAUAAAUGUUAUGAUCUGCUGAGAAAAGGGCUGCUUUAAGGCACAAAACUGCAUUACUAACUUCAGUGUCAGAACAGUAGUACAAAGGUCAAAUGUCACUCCUGAUCUUCACUAAUACAUCAUAUUUGUUUUAUCUGCUGUGAUUUACUAGUACUGGGUUUUAAAUACCAGUUGCCAUCACUGUA
Messenger RNA from Pyrgilauda ruficollis (rufous-necked snowfinch), 2006 nucleotides. RefSeq names its product developing brain homeobox 2 (gene DBX2). Gene Ontology annotation, molecular function: DNA binding; DNA-binding transcription factor activity, RNA polymerase II-specific. The transcript has 7 exons. The record is from RefSeq and is a predicted model, not a curated record. Gene Ontology annotation, biological process: regulation of transcription by RNA polymerase II. Lineage: Eukaryota; Metazoa; Chordata; Aves; Passeriformes; Passeridae. The coding region runs from base 55 to 1314 and encodes 419 amino acids.